AAGCAACUCAUUCAUUAGUGCAGAAAAUUUUAAGAUUAAAAAAAAAAUCAAAUCAAGGAUGUUGUUUAGAGGUUAAGUUAUCAAUUCCAAAAGAAUUAUAUUCAAAGUUUCAGAACUAUCCUAUGUGUCCAGAACGAAUGAAAGUACUAUAUGAUUGGUAUAGUUCAAAACAAAAAGAAUG
Molecule: messenger RNA, 181 nt
Organism: Dentiscutata erythropus
Lineage: Eukaryota; Fungi; Glomeromycota; Glomeromycetes; Diversisporales; Gigasporaceae
Source: the annotation of a GenBank genome assembly